AUGGCUUCACAUGUGGACACUUUUUCUUCUACUCUUAUCUUACCCCGGGAUAGUCCAACAGUUCGACUACCUUUACUUUUCUACUGUAAACUGGACCGGCUCGCGAACAAGGGUAUUCGUGUCUACAGCACAAACAAGACUUGGCUAGAAUCUGUGUUCCCGCCUUCAUUACAGUCUAGUUUGUGUGCAACAAUUGUGGACACUCGGAAGGAAUCUGACAUCGAAUUUGCUGUGGCGGACGGACGAGUUCGCAUAUAUCAAUUCAAUGAAAUGGUUUCCAACCACAUUGGCUCUCUCAUGCGAAAAGACGCCGACUGUGAUGACGUUACAACCAUUCGGGCAAUCGUGAAAGCGUCACUUCACUUCUACCACAACCUUUGCCGGAAGCCACCGUGCCAGUUUGAGGGCGUGCAUAUGGAGCUCUACAAACUCUCAGCCACGAUGACCGAAGAAUUUGACCAAGUGUUCAAAACGGAUGGGGAGAACAUCCUAACUGAAGAGCCAGUCACCAUGGUUGUUGACGAAGACGUUCCGAUGGGAGUCACAAUAUACAACAACAGCGAUCGUGAUCUAUACCCAUAUCUUUUUUACUUUGAUCCAAGCGAGUUGACCAUAGGCGGAUCGUAUUUGCCUGCGAUAGGGGCAGGUAAGAAUGCACAAACGACAAAGGUCGACGCGCCGCUUCCUGCUCGAUUGGCGCUCGCGAUCGGCCACGGGGAUGGCGGUGCGACUCCUUGGUCCUUCUUGCUUCCGCCUGGCGUCAAGAAGGACCUUGGGUUCUUUAGGCUCUUCUUGUCCACGCGUCCGGCUUCUUUCGAGAGUAUACUCCAGGAGGAAUCGCCAUUCAGUGGCAUUUUGUCCCGAAGUAUGCAAUCGCAGGUGGUGCAGGAUGACUUUCUGGAAGACGAUGGGUGGUCGGUUCAAACAGUGACAAUGAUUCAAGUAUAG
Messenger RNA from Psilocybe cubensis, 948 nucleotides. RefSeq lists its product as uncharacterized. The coding region runs from base 1 to 948 and encodes 315 amino acids. NCBI's taxonomy places the organism in Eukaryota, Fungi, Basidiomycota, Agaricomycetes, Agaricales, Agrocybaceae. The record is from RefSeq and is a predicted model, not a curated record. The transcript is spliced from 2 exons.